Aspergillus aculeatinus CBS 121060 is the source of this 303-nucleotide messenger RNA. RefSeq lists its product as uncharacterized. The annotation marks the transcript as partial. The transcript has a single exon. The record is from RefSeq and is a predicted model, not a curated record. Lineage: Eukaryota; Fungi; Ascomycota; Eurotiomycetes; Eurotiales; Aspergillaceae.
AUGGUCACCGCCACAGCAACCGGCGCAGCCGCCACCUCCACAGCCUGCGGAACCUCCUAUCAAUACGAACUCCCGGUCCACGACGCCGCCUGCGGUGUGCCCAACCAAGCCAAUUACUCGACCGUCUUCGACUCGUGCGCGCUGCCCGCCGGGGUGCGGCCCUACGAUGACGACUGUGCACUCUACGCUCUCGCCGUGGGGCAAUCCGUGCAAGACCUGACCGACUGUCUGUACAAGGGCGGAGUCGCCUGGGCGGAUGUCUGGUGCACUGGCGAUGUCAAUUCCACGGCCACUGCCACUUCC